UAUUCUAUUUUUCUUAUUUCGAUUUCCGCUUCUCUUUUUUGCAGGAAAAGGUCUUCGCAAUGGCGAACGAGAUCUACUUCUGAGUCGACUUGCACUAGAAGUUCGACUGCGGCUACGGCUACGACUGCGGCUGCGGCUACGACUACGACUUCGGCUUCGGCUACGACUGCGGCUGCGGCUACGACUUCGGCUCCGAGUUCGGCUUCGACUUCGACUACGGGAACGACUAGGGCUGCGAGUCCUGCUUCGGCUUCUACUUCUCGAAACGGAUCGCGAGCGCGUUCGUCGCUGAAGAAUAUCUUGUGGACGACAAUUAUUCUAAUGUUUCCCUGUUUUCCAGCUCACCGCGGCUUGUAACCAUCAUUACUGCGACUUGGACUUCUGCUUCGGGAUCUUCGCCGAUACCUGUCACGUGAACGACUCCAGCUUCUGGAGCUUGAACGUGGUCUUCGAGACCGCGACCUCGACCUGGAACGUCGAUCCCUUCAAAGUCAUAUCAGAGUGGACUACUUGAAACGCAAUCAUUUCGCCCUCGUCCUCGGGAACGAUAGGGUGAGAUCCUUACCGGUGCUUUAGGCGGGCGCGUUGAUCGCGCCUUGGCCAUAAUCUCGUCGUCCGUAACUGGGCUGGCGCUUGGUAAAUUUGGUCGUCGCCGUUUUCUUGACUGCUUUUCCUUCGACCCUGUUUUGGAUAUAACGGCGGAUGAUCCUUCGACAACUUUCGUCAGUCUUGCGAGCUUCGCAUUAUACUUUGGUUGAGCAGCGGCCGUUAACUCUUCCACUAUUUCUUUUUCCAGUUCGCCAUCACUGAUAGGCUCAGGGACAGGGCUUUUGGGGAGGACAGCCGCUGAUUUGGUCUGCUUAGAAGGCGGUGGUGGGGCACAUGGUCCAAAAGUUGAUUCUUUUUCGUCCUCAUCAGCCGAUAUAUCCAUCAUACUUCCAGGUUUAAUGUAGUCGCAAUGUUUUGAUUCCGCAUCCGAUGCAUUACCACCGUCACUCUUUGGUUGAUUUUGAUUGGCGAAAAUUUCUCCCAAGGCAGAUUUCACUUUCAAGUUUCGGGGGAUAAAAUCUCCUCGACCCUUCUCGGCUAUCACCUUGUUAAGAACGACAGAUUCUCGCUUCUCUAUAGGUGGCGGUUCGUCGUCGUCAGCAUCCUUCUUCACAGUUUUCGAUAAGGGAAAAGCUUUUGAUGGGCGUGGCCUGCCUAGCGGAGGAGCGACAGGAAUAGCAGAUAAAUCAAGCUUUUCUCCAAUUUUACUAGAAAUAUUGAUCUUCAGCUUUGCUUCCUUCAUAACCGUGCGGAAAUCCGCUCCAACUGGUAAAUCGUCCUCAUCGGAAAUCUCAUGAAGAGAACUCCGAUCGGGAAUUGGACGAAGUGGAGACAAUGGCAACGCUCCGGACUUCUUCUCGGGUAACACCUCCUUUGGCGGUUCCGAGUUCACAGCAGGUGCUGGUGAUAGGUUUACACUUCGAGAGAGAGAUCUUGACUUCUCUCUUUCUGACUUCCCCGAUCGACUCCUGGUUCUCGACCGACUUCUUGAUCUUUUCCGAUGUUUCUUAUGGGAACGGGUACGCGAGCCACUACGGUGGUGCUUCGAGCGAUGUUUCUUCUUUUUCUUGGACUUUUUAUGCUUAUGUUCCUUUGACUUCUUCUUAG
Messenger RNA from Haemonchus placei, 1656 nucleotides. The record is from the annotation of a GenBank genome assembly. Lineage: Eukaryota; Metazoa; Nematoda; Chromadorea; Rhabditida; Trichostrongylidae.